Hirsutella rhossiliensis is the source of this 429-nucleotide messenger RNA. RefSeq lists its product as uncharacterized. NCBI's taxonomy places the organism in Eukaryota, Fungi, Ascomycota, Sordariomycetes, Hypocreales, Ophiocordycipitaceae. The record is from RefSeq and is a predicted model, not a curated record. The transcript has a single exon. The coding region runs from base 1 to 429 and encodes 142 amino acids.
AUGCAGGCCGAGGACCUGGCGGACGUGCUGCGGGGCCUCGAAGAGGAGUUCGAGGCGGGUGAGAGGCUGGCCGACGAGCGGGCGUGGUGCGCGCCGGUGCCGCCGCGGGAAAGGGAGGUCAGGACAGUGCGGAGGUUCUACCGGGCGUUCCACGACGCCGGCACGCUACCGACCGCGACGUGCACGCUAUGCUACCGGAAGCAGGCCAGGGUGGAGCUCAGGGAGAUGGCGUGGGAGGGCUGGUCGCGGCACGGCGCGGCGCAGGGAGGCGGGCGGUCGCCGUUCGGGUGCCGAAGCUGCUUCCCCGAGGGCGCGCCGGUGCCGGUGUGCGCCGAGUGCGCGCGGCGGGUCGGGCGCGACGGCGCAUCGGCGGCGAUGCACCUCCACCGGCGGCUCGGCUGCGAGCACGUCUACCCGGACGAGCUCUGA